UCCGUGUGUGUGUGUUUCUUUGUUUGUUUGUGCGUGUCCGUGUGUGUGUGUUUCUUUCUUUGUUUGUGCUUGUCUAAUAGGUUGUGUUUGUGUCUUUGUGUAUGUGUGAGUGAAUGCGUGUGGGUGUAUUGGUGUGUGUUCUCCUGUAGAUAAUGAUUGUGUGUGUAACUUAUGUGUGUGUGUGCGUGUCUGUUUGUGUGUGUGUCCGUGUGUGUUUCUUUGUUUGUUUGGUUGUGUUUGUUUCUUUGUGUUUGUGAGUGUGUGUUCUUGUGUGGAUAAUAAUUGUGUGUGUAACUUAUAUGUGUGUGCGUGUCUGUUCGUGUGUGUUUCUUUGUUUUGUGUGAGUAAGAUUGUGUGUGUGGUUUGGUUUGUGUGUCUGUUUGGUUGCGCUCUUUCUCUAGAUAAAUGAAAGACUAAAGAGAAAUUCAUAUUCCAUAUUGUUCGUUAAUUUGGUUUGAUAUUAAUUUAAUAUAGAUUAAAGAGAAACUCUUGUUUCAUAAAAAUAUCAACUUUCGAGUAUCUAGAUGAAUGAAUUUGUUUUAUUGNUUAAUUGCUUGCUUCGUGUAAUUAUAUUUGGUAUCAGGUCUCCCUUAUAGUUCUUCGUGGUAUUCAUUUUAGGUUGUUCCCUGUCAAUCUAUCAUCCUUGACACAUUAACAUUUAUAUAACAAACGAACUUUAACAAGGUGAGACUCGUAGUUGGUAUCUUUGGCNCUUUGUGGUUAUCUUCUUGUUGCUCAAUAUCCAUGGUAUGCUAUAAGAUAUAAAGUUAUGCUUCUCGUAUGUCAUCAAUUAAAUGUCUCUCUCUGCCCAGCCUGACACUUUACAAUUUCAAGAUUGGCAUCUAAAACCCGGUUUUGUGUUUACCUUAUGAUCUUUUUUAUGAACUGUGGUAGUGUUAUNUAUCUCUUUGUGUAUUUCGUAAUGAAGUUAAUUUAAAUAACAUUCUGGUGUAGAAAAGGAAAUGAGCUAAAGAAUUAUUUUUUAUUAUUUGACAGUUAACAAUACUGACAUGAAGUAACAUAAUUGGAAGAUUAACAUUGUGUUCUUUCUCUUCUUUGUUAUUCUCGANUCUUUUAUUGUUUUUACAGUUUUUAACAGAUUGUUUUUCUCUUUUUUUCAUUUGUACAUGAUUAAGAGUUUAGGUGAAGUUGGUUCUUUGUGGAUAGGAUAUGUUUCGUGGUUGUUCAACUCUUGGAAGGAUGAGACAUGUCAUGAGGAAAAAAUUGUGGAGACUCAUUAUCCCGCAUUAAUUUUCAGGGCCCAAUAUAUUUUUGCAUUAAAGAUUUAAUCUUUUUUUGAUAAUCUCUGUUCCUUGAUUUGUUUUGCACAAAUAUCUUCAUUAAUAAUAUAUGUUUUAAAAUAUUUUCUUACCUUCUUGUAUAAGGAAAGAUCCUUCGUUGACCCCUUUUUCCUGUAACUUUGUUUUUCAUUAUUAUCUUACAGUAAGUAUGCAUAUUUUCUGGCUGUUUCUAAAAACUUCUCUUUUGGGUGUUGAUUUUUCUUUCACCAAAAGAAAAUGUCGUGAAUUUUUUUCUUCUUUUGGCAAUUAUUGAGAAUUUUCUGGCUCGUAAUUAGAAUCUACGCAUAAUCCAAAAGUAAGGCAGGUGUCGAUUGUCUUUUUUUUCUUGCUAAAGGGUUUCUUCACAUGAAAGUUGUCACUUUCUUUCUGUAGUCUUUUUAUCUUUAUCUGUGUUAGGUGUGCAGAAAAAUCACACACUAACAUGGUUGCAGUAAAUAAUCUGGAAGUCUCUUGUUCCGGUUCUCCAUGGUUGGCUUGCCAACCACAACCUCGUAUGGCCUUCUCUUUCUUGCAGAUGGGGUCCUCAACUGGAACAAGCAACCUACAAGAAUCGUCACCGUCACUAUCUCUCUGAGCAGUCAGACGGAAGUGUUCCCAACACACUCGUUAUAGCCAACUCCGACGUUGUUAAACCCAGGGUUACUGCUGCUGAGCACAUCUCUCAGUUUAACGAGGAAUCACGGUCUCCUUUUGUCAAGAAGUUCAAAACUAUACUACAUCCUAGCGAGCUGUAGGUUUCAUUUUUGACAAUUGAAAUCCGAAAAGGCCCAAAUGCUUUUGUUUGGAGAGCUUUUGGGAAUCCGUAAAUAGAAUCAGGGAAUUUCCACAAAAAAGUCAGUCCUAAGGUAUUUAUAUGGGAUGUUGAAGCUCAGCCUAAUCGUAAUGCUGUUCUGGGGGCUGCCACUUCUCGUCCUGACCUGGUUUGUUUUUGAUAGGCCUAAAGAUAGGCAGGGGUGGAUUGUAUAUGAAAGGAGAAAUAAGAGAGUUAGUUAGAGAGGUUAGUUGGGGAGAGCGUAGACACUUAACUGUCGGUUAAGUGGCCUGCUGAUGUGAUUAGUAUAAAUAGUAGUUGUUUAGUUAGUUAAGAUACUUUUUGAGGAAUUACUUGAGUGACUGGUCAAGUCCAGAGGAGAGGGUUAAGCCUCUUUUGUGUUGCUGCAUUCUAUAUUCUUUGUGAAUAAUACAGGACAUUCCUUUCCUUUUUCUGUGUUCUUGUGUUGAGAGAGUAAGGCGAGAGCUGUAAUUAGGUUUUCUUAUUGAAAACCUAUCAAUUGGUCCGACCUGCCGGAUCCAAUUGUCGAUUGAUCGUGAUGGAGGGGAGAGUGGUGACGACUGUAGCAGAACAGAUUGAAGCCGUGGAGGUGGCGCUCGCGGAAACGAAGGCGGAGACUGUUUUCUUAAGGCAUGAGACAGGAACAUUGCGACAGAAGUGUGAGAUGAUGCGCCAGGAUAUUCAAGCAAUCUUGACGAUCUUGAAGGACCGCAAGAUCGAAAACAGAGGAGUGCGACGGGAUGGUAGUGAAUCUUCUGUAAAUGAUAACAGCGGAGGGACAGGAGACGAUGGGGGACAAAACGGAGCAGGACGUACUGGAGCGCUGAUAAAUUGGCGGAAGCGGGUGGAUUUGCCCAUGUUCGAAGGGGGUGAACCUUGGAAUUGGAUGAGUCGGGUGGAAAAAUUCUUUGAAGUGCAGAAAGUCGAAGAAGAAGAGAAGAUGCAACUUGCCUUUAUCAGUAUGGAGGGGUACGCCGGCAGCUGGUUCCGUUUUUGGAGGGAGAAGACCAAGAAUUAUUCUUGGGAAGGGUUGAAGAGGGCGUUGGGGAUUCGAUUCGGCGGAGGCACUAAAGGAACGGUUUAUGAGAAAUUAUUGGCAAAUAGACAGACGGGGCCGGUGGAAGACUAUGUUAGAGACUUUGAGGUGCUAGUGGGUCAAACGACUCAAAUUCCAAAGGAACAGGUAUUGGGUUACUUUAUGGCGGGGCUGAGGGAAGAGGUGAGCGACCAUGUCAGACCGCAUGACCCUCCAGACCUUAUGACUGUGAUGCGAGUAGCUCGGGACGUGGAAAAAUUGUGUAGCCCGUGGAAGACCGGAGGAGGAACGGGUUACAAAAACCAGAAUGCAUGGGGACGAUCGGCGGGAGUAGUUACGCGAGUAGAACCUUCGCGAGAAACAGCGAUUAAGGGGGGACCCGUGGAGAGUGUCGGAUCUGUACGAAGGGAGACGAACCAAGGGGGAGGCGACGCCAAAACCACCGGAGGAGGACGAGAUCGAGGUUCGCGAAACCUGGCAUAUGCGGAAUAUUUGAAAAGAAGAGAGGAGGGCAAAUGCUUCAGGUGUGGAGGGCCGUUUAGUCUCGGUCACCGGUGCCCGGAAAGAGGACUUCGCAUGAUGAUCAUGGUGGAUGAGGAGGAGAACGAAGAGGGUGAAAAGGAACCAGCAGUCGAACUCGCCGGAAUGGAAUUGUCGGCCUUAUUGGCGGGAGGCCUGACGACGUCGGAAACGAUGAAAUUGAGAGGACGGAUCGGGAAUCGAGAAGUGUUGGUGUUGAUAGACAGUGGCGUGAGCCACAAUUUCAUUAGCAAAAGCUUGGUAGAGGAGCUGGGUAUGGCGGUGAAGGAGACCCAACCUUAUUUCGUGAGUUUGGGAAAUGGUCAGAAGAGGAGGAUCAGCGGGUGCUGCGAGCCAGUGGUUUUGGAGUUAGAGGACACUGCGGUGGUCGAGAAAUUCUACUUAUUUGAGCUUGGGGGAGUGGAAGUUAUACUCGGCAUUGAGUGGCUGAAAAAGUUGGGGGAAGUGAUGGUAGAUUGGGGAAAAUUAACAAUGGUGUACUGAGUAGACGGGAGACAGGUGACGGUGAGAGGAGAUCCCCAGUUGGAAAGAAAGAUGGUGGGGCCCGAGGCUUUAUUAAAGCUGAAUGACACAGAAGCUUGGAUGAUGGUAUGGGAAUUGGGCCCGAUUUUGGCCCAGAAUGACAAACAGAGCUGCAUGGGCCUUACGACGGUGCAAAAAGAAGAAAUGGAGAAGCUUCUAGGGCACUAUGAGGUGGUGUUUGCUGAACCCAACUGCUUGCCACCUAACAGGGACAUGCAACACAGGAUAAUGCUUAAAGAAAGGAGCGACCCAAUCAACGUUAGACCGUAUCGGUAUCCGCAUGUGCUGAAGACCGAGAUUGAGCAGCAAAUUGCCGAUAUGCUUCGAAUGGGGGUGGUCCGGCCAAGUCAUAGUCCAUAUUCGAGCCCGGUGAUUUUGGUGAAGAAGAAAGACGGUAGCUGGCGCUUCUGUGUAGACUACAGAGCUCUUAAUCGUGCGACCGUGCCGGACAAGUUUCCGAUCCCCGUCAUAGAGGAGUUGCUGGACGAGUUGAAGGGGGGAGCUUUCUUUUCUAAAAUCGAUUUGAAAGCGGGGUAUCAUCAAAUACGCAUGCACGAGGAGGACAUUAAGAAGACAACCUUCCGAACACAUCAAGGGCACUACGAAUUCGUAGUCAUGCCGUUCGGACUCACCAAUGUGCCGACGACCUUCCAAAAGACCAUGAACAACCUUUUCCGACCUUAUCUGCGAAAGUAUGUCUUGGUGUUCUUUGAUGACAUACUGAUUUACAGCCGUGAUUGGAGGGAACAUCUUGAGCAUGUAGAGAGCGUGUUGGCAACGUUGCAGCGGGAACGGUGGGUGACCAACUGAUACACGGGGCCCAAGGCCACCAAAUAAAGAACAACCCCAAGAGCAUGGUGAAGGGUAAAAUGGACAAUUCUACAUAAAGAGGGGUGUGCCUAUCAUAAAANGGGUGGCAUUAGUGUUUACUUUUCCAUAGGCACCUAGCAUAUUUUACAUGUGUUUAAUAAAGCUUUCUAGAAGCCACACACAUUUAGCACAUGACUAAUUAGUUGGCAUGAGAUCUGAAACGUGUGGCCUUGAGAUUGAUCUAUAAAAAUCUCAUAGGCUAAGCUUGUAAAUCACUUUAGACUCUAUGAGAAAUUUCUUCAAUAUGAAAUUCAUCUCUGCCAAGAAAAUGCUUACCAAAGUCACUCUUUCCAUCAACUCUCUCUCACCUCUUAGCUUUCUUCCAACAAUGGAGGCUGCCUGAAGCUAGGAUCAUCUCAUCUCUUCUUUGCCGCAACCAACAUCCACUCUGAUUCCAUCAACUUUCCGCUGCCACCUGCUGGAACUCCUUCCUUCUCGGGUCCAGUCUUCAAUCAAGCAAUGAAGAGGCUUAUCAAGUGGUAUUCAGAGCUAUGGUUCUGCAUCACAUUCCAGAUAAGUACUGUUACAUUGCUUUAUCCGUGUUGUGCUGUUCCACUUCUCAAUUCACUGUUUCAUUGAGUUUUUCUUUGAUAAAUCUGUGCGAGUGAGUCUUUGGUGAUCAUUCACAUGUUCCUUAGUGUUUUCUCUACAUUUUAAUCGGUGCAUAUUGUGUAUUUUUUCAUUCUAUUCAGCUUCAUCUUCAUUUUCCAGUUUUGUUACUGUCAUGUGCACACUGCCGUUUUAAAUCUGUUAUAAUUUUGUGUUUAAUCAGUGAGUGUGUGUCCAGUGAAUCCAGUGUUGUGAUAGCUCUAUAUUGAUCUUAAAAGCAACAAGACUUUGUCUAGCUUUGAUCAAUGAGCUUAGCAUUUUUAAAUCAAAAUUUUCUGAUCUGCUGUGUUAGUGAAAUCUGCGUCAGAUUUUGUUUCCAAAUCUGGAAAUUAUUUCAAUUCUUUCAAUCUGGCUGGGUCUGUGAUGUUUGUUGUCUGCAGCAAGUUCUUUUGGUGAUUUAAAACUUUUUUCAAGUGAAUACAAGCCAUUUGCAUCAUUGAAUCACAAAAACCAAAUCUUGUUUGCGGAAAUUUCUGAAAAUACCGUAACAGAAUUUACUGUGCAUCAGUUUCUGUUUUGGACAUUUAAACCUAUGAUUCAGAGGUGUUUGCAAGCUGUUUGAAUGGUUUGAAUUGAUGUUUACCAUUUCAACAAUUAGUCCAACUCAGAUCUGAAGUUUGGAAUUGAAAACAAUUCAGUUGCUGCAUUAAAAUCUGUCAUAACAAUUACUCUAUUCUGGUUUAAAAAUUGAACUCUACACCGUGUUUCUGACUUUGCAAUUCCAGUAGGCAUUUAAACUCUGCUAGCUUAACUUUCUAGAGCUAGAUCUAAGUCAAAUUCUUCUGAAUUUCUUGUGCUUAAACCAAUUUGAAUCCAGUCACGCAUGAAUUCCUUGGACUGCUGCAGUUUUAUUUGUUUUUCUGCAUAAUUUGGCAAGUGGAAGUGUGAAAUUGCAUAGUUGCUGGUUUUUGUGCAUUUGGAACUUUAGAACCACUUUGUUUGAUCAUUUAGAAUGUGUCCAAACUGAUUUUAUGGUCAGAUCUACACCAAUGCACAAAAUCACUAUAUCACUUCCUCAUUUGGCUUGAAUUCAUUUAGUAGCAUAGCCAAUUUUCUUAAACAGCUGUUGAGCUAAACAUCUGUUAAAAGUGCAUCAAAACUGGUUGGUUACUGUUCAUAUGGUCAAUUNUCAGAUUGGCUUACAGUCCAUGCUUGAAUACCUCAUUUUUGGUCACUUUUGGGAAGUGUCAUAGCCAAA
Molecule: messenger RNA, 6848 nt
Organism: Vigna radiata var. radiata (mung bean)
Lineage: Eukaryota; Viridiplantae; Streptophyta; Magnoliopsida; Fabales; Fabaceae
Exons: 7
Coding region: 2612-4132 (506 amino acids)
Source: RefSeq, a predicted model, not a curated record